UGGGUUUCUUCCCUGGCGUUCAUGCUGGAUUUCCUUCCUAUAUCAGUCUCUGAACUGUACACAGAGGCAAUGCAAGGUGCAAGGUAGUGGUCAGAAUGCAUUUGUAAGGCAGUGUAACAGGGCAUGUAAACAAACAGAAAAAUCCCAAACAAAUGUCACUUCCUUUUUGUCUUUUUACAUCACCUUUUUGCUUCCUGCCUCAAUGCACAUAGAAGUAGACCUGGCAGUUUCAGUAUUCUGGUACCAGGUUUUGAGCUUUGGAAUAAACAUGUUUUCCACUGGAACAGUACAAAUUGUAUACUACCUUUUUUUACAUACUGUUUUGGAACAGAGAUUACUAAUUUCUUGCUAUAACGUCAUAAAGUGAAACUUGUCUUUUUCUUGAAAAUCAAAAAUGUCUUUAGAGUCUUAUACCUGUUUAACUGCUUCAGUGCUGUCCAAGAACAAGACUGUUGUGAUUUUUUUUUUUGUUUUGUUUCUCCUGUCAAAUAUCGUGAAGUCAGUUUUUGCAGCAGUGUAAUUUCUUUGUGUUUGCUUGUUAUGAGACAGUAGACAAGACUCUGAAAGGGCUGAUAACGCUCUGCCUCUGUCAGUCACACUGAAAUUCUUGACUCUGGCCUAGACACUUUCUUGAAGGAAUUUAAGAAGAUAUGCUGUAUUGCUUUACAGAAACAUAGUAUUAAGCUCUGUGGAAGAAGUGAAACAAUUCCUCACAUAGUUUCAUGUUCAUUAUACUGUUAGCUCUCUGAUUGUCUGCAGGACAGUGCAGGUUAAUAGGGCCAGUAGGAUCUGAUGCUUCUAAAAUAGGGAAAGAAAUAUAUCUGCUACCCAUUGCAAACAGGCUGGAAGAAGCAAACCAUUCUUAGGCUGUUAAGGAUGAGCCAUCUCACUUUUCUUCCUCGUAAAUGCUGCCUCUGAAUCAUGAUAAAUACAGCUGGUAUCAGAUUUUAUUCCUCCCCAUAUUCUUUAAUGGGAUUCUUACUGUGCACCUUCCAGUGGUGGGUGGUCUCCUCUCUGCUCACUUGCUGUCGAAGAAGGCUGGUGUUGAAGUAGAAGUGGGCUGGCCGUGCUCUGGACCUCUCCUGAGGAUGGCAGAGGAAGCAGCUCGCAAGCUCCUACCAGCUUUUCAGACCCCAACUGGGAUGCCAUAUGGAACAGUGAACUUGCUGCACGGAGUAAACCCUGGGGAGACCCCAGUCACCUGUACUGCUGGAAUUGGUACAUUUAUAGUGGAAUUUGCCACUUUAAGCCACCUUACUGGUGACCCAGUGUUUGAAGAUGUUGCCAGGAAGGCUUUGAAGGCACUGUGGAAAAAUCGCUCAGAUAUUGGGCUGGUUGGUAACCACAUUGAUGUGAUAACGGCCAAGUGGGUGGCCCAAGAUGCUGGCAUUGGGGCGGGAGUGGACUCCUACUUUGAAUACCUUGUGAAAGGAGCCAUUCUCCUGCAGGACAAGGAGCUGAUGUCCAUGUUUCUAGAAUAUAACAAAGCUAUCAAAAAUUACACAAAGUUUGAUGACUGGUACCUCUGGGUUCAGAUGUACAAAGGAACAGUGUCCAUGCCUGUUUUUCAGUCCCUGGAGGCCUACUGGCCAGGCCUACAGAGCCUAAUUGGGGAUGUAGAUAAUGCCAUGAGAACCUUCCUCAACUAUUACACUGUCUGGAAGCAGUUUGGUGGGCUGCCUGAGUUCUACAACAUUCCCCAGGGCUACACGGUGGACAAGAGGGAAGGAUAUCCACUCAGGCCUGAGCUGAUUGAGAGUGCAAUGUAUCUGUAUCGUGCUACAAGAGAUCCCACGCUCUUAGAACUGGGAAGAGAUGCAGUGGAGUCCAUAGAAAAAAUCAGCAAGGUGGACUGUGGAUUUGCAACUAUCAAAGACUUAAGAGAUCACAGGCUGGAUAAUCGCAUGGAAUCCUUCUUUUUGGCUGAAACAGUAAAAUACUUGUACCUGCUGUUUGACCCAGACAACUUUAUUCACAAUGAUGGAUCAGUCUUUGAUGUGGUGAUUACACCAUACGGGGAAUGUGUCCUGAAUGCUGGAGGAUACAUCUUCAACACUGAAGCUCAUCCUAUAGACCCUGCUGCACUACACUGCUGUAGGAAGCGUAAGGAAGAGCAGUGGGAGGUGGAAGACUUGAUGCGGGAAUUCUACUCACUGAAGAAAAACAAGAAAUUCACUUUAAAAAGAGCUUCUGACCAUGGUGAAGGGGAAAGAGCAAAAGACCCUGAAGAUGCCCCUUCAGAAAAAGGUGGAGAAAAGAGGAACUUUAAGAAAAGCUCACACUCCCUUCUGAGUUGCCCCAGUCAAUCUUUUAAUUCUAAACUUGCAGUACUGGGACAGGUCUUCCUAGAUAACACCUGAUUCUUUUUUCAUGAUAAGUUUAAAUUAUUGAAC
Molecule: messenger RNA, 2393 nt
Organism: Athene cunicularia (burrowing owl)
Lineage: Eukaryota; Metazoa; Chordata; Aves; Strigiformes; Strigidae
Product: ER degradation-enhancing alpha-mannosidase-like protein 2
Exons: 7
Coding region: 906-2360 (484 amino acids)
Biological process (GO): mannose trimming involved in glycoprotein ERAD pathway; endoplasmic reticulum mannose trimming; carbohydrate metabolic process
Cellular component (GO): endoplasmic reticulum; membrane
Molecular function (GO): mannosyl-oligosaccharide 1,2-alpha-mannosidase activity; calcium ion binding
Source: RefSeq, a predicted model, not a curated record